AUGGCCUCUCAGCUUCUCCGCCCAUCCUCUUCGCUUGCUGAUGACUCCGCUGGCCGCAUGGAAGCGGCCAUUUACAACGAUCCUCAGCGCAGAGCCCGCUUCGAGGCGUACAGUCGUCUGCAGUCGUGCGCAGUGGCGUUCGGCGAGCAACUACCGUUGCCGGAGAUCGUGGUGGUGGGCGGGCAAUCGGACGGCAAGAGCUCGCUCCUCGAAGCCUUGCUGGGAUUCCGAUUUAACAUCCGCGAGGUGGAGAUGGGUACCCGGCGCCCUCUCAUCCUACAGAUGAUGCAUCGCCCCGACGCCUUGCAACCGCUUUGCCGCCUGCAGGACGAGCACUCCGACGCGUACGGCCCCGUGCUGCACCCGCUGUCCGCGGUGGCGGCGGCGCUCAAGCAGCGCACGCACGACCACCUCCUCUCGCUGCGCCAGGCUAGCACCGGAGCGCCGGCGGCGGGCUCCGCUGGCGCGAGCGGCGGCGGCGAGGUGACGCGCAGGAGAGGCCCCAUUGUGAGCUCGAAGCCGAUCGUGAUGCGCGUGGAAUACGCCUUCUGCGCGUCGCUCACGCUCAUCGACACUCCCGGGUUCAUCCUCAAGGCGCGGCGAGGCGAGCCGGAGAGCACCCCAGCGGACAUAGAGGCGAUGGUGGUGGAGCUGAUGGUGCCGCCGCACCGCCUGAUAGUGUUCCUGCAGCAGAGCAGCGUGGAGUGGUGCUCCUCGCUCUGGCUCGACGUGGUGCGCCGGGCCGACCCCCAGCUGCGCCGCACUGUCAUUGUGGCCUCCAAGUUCGAUAACCGCCUCAAGGUGAGGCUGGGGAAGGGGCGCGCUGCUAUAAUAUCGGGCUGCUCGUUGACUUUUCCUGUCCGCCACUCCCUCCUUAUGACCCCCGUUGUGUGCGAGCAGGAGUUCUCAGAGAGGUGGGAGGUGGACCGAUACCUCAGCACAGGAGGGUACUUCCACUCCGCCACCUCUCCGCCCCCUGCCACUGCUGCUGCUGCUGCCUCGCCAUUCGUGUCUCCCAGGCCUGCCCCUGCCUCCCAAGGGUUUGUGAGCCCUGGCAGCGCUGGCUGCGCCCCUCUGACGCCCCUGCGAGGCCCCUUCUUCAUCGCGCUGCCCAAAGACACCAAGGACAGGGACAAGGAGAAGGGCGCAGCGGGCGUUGGCAGCACUGGCAGCACAGAGAGGGACGGUGGUGCGAGCGAGGGAGUGCAGGAGAGUGCGCAGUUGCGGCGGCAGAUAGCGGAGGUGGACGCGGCAGUGCUGCACUUCCUGCGCACGGAGGUGGCGGGCGGGUUUGACGAGCGCCGGUACGGCGCCCAGAUAGGGUUCGCCAAGCUCAAGGCGUUCCUGGAGGACGAGAUGCAGCGCAGGUACAGUGCUGCGGCGCCUGCUGUGCUGGCUCAGCUGGAGCGAAGGUGUGCUGACGUGGCAGAGCAGGUGGCGUGUGUGGAGCAGCGGCUGAGUGCAGCGAGUGACGUGGCGUCCAUGAGGAGGCUGGCCAUGCGACACGUGGUGGCCACCACUAGCGCCAUGCUGUCGCUGCUGGACGGGGCAGUGGAGCCCGACCCGUCCCAGUGGGGUCUCUCCACACACGAGGAGCAGGCCGCCAGCACCGUGGGCCACUGGCCUGGCGUGCCCCCCCACGCCUUCCUGCACGCUGCACGCUCCCUCAGGCGCUGCAAGGGGGAGGAUGGCGAGGAGGGGGAGGAGGAGAGAGAGGAGGAAGAGGGUGAGGGGGUUGGCGAUGGGAGUGGGGUGGGAGGGAGUGGGGGCAGCAGGGGCGGGGUGGUGAACGAGGGGCUGCGGCUGUAUGGCGGAGCAGCGCUCAUGCGAGUCGUGCAUGAGUUUAGCAUUGCUGCGUGGGCCGUCCCCUUCCCCAACACGUCCCGAGAGAAGGUCGCCAACGCCCUUCUGGCAAAGCAGGCCGCGUUUGGGUCCAGUGGCGUCAGUGGCGUGUCGUCAGCAGCAGUGGCAGCGACGGCAACGGAGGUGGCGCGUGCGGCAGUGCUGGCGCGCUUUGCCCCGCUGAUGGACGCCCUCUGUGCGCGCAUCGCCUUCCUGCUGCGCCGUCUCCUCGACGUCGCCCUGCAGCGCGUCAAGUCCGAGAGCCAGGCGAAGCAAAGUCACCACACGGGCUUCUUCCAGUCGCCUGCUGCCCACCAGUCCGCGUCACCAUCAGGCACAGUGGUGGCGCCGUGCGUGGCACUGGAGCCGUUCCUUGGGUUCCAUGCGGCCCUGAGGUCUGCUUAUGACGCCUUCCUCGCCUCGCUCUCCUCGCGCUGCCGCCACCUCGCGCAGCACCACGUGCGCUCCGCUGCCUGUCACCUGCUGGCGCCCUCUGCUGCUGCUGGCAUGCCUCAUGGAGCACCCAUAAUGCCCUCUGCUCCGCUGGGCCUGCACCUCCCCCUGGACCUCCAGAGCCACACGCCCCUGCCUACUGCCACACGAGCAGGGAAGGAGGGCGGAGUGGCAAAGGCAGCAGCACCGGGUGCAGAUGAGAAUGCUUGGAGGACUGAGAGGGGUGCCAUGCCUCGGCACGGGCGCAUUCCCCUCUAUCCCGCUCGGCCUGCUGCUGACAACAUGGCCAGUGCGAGGGGCGAGUCCUACUCAACGCCAGUUAAAGGUGGUGCUGCUCCCGUGUGCGCUGCAGGUGCUGGUGGUGAGGGCGGGGGAGCAGACGCACAGGCACUGCGGGACUGUCACAUGACUGUGCCUGAGACGCCCUCACCUGACCUCCACGCCAGGGAGCAAGCAACAGCGGCCAAGUGGAAGGAGUAUGCAGAGAUCAGUGGCCGGCUGAUUCUGGCAGGUAGUGGGCUGGCUGGGUCAGGUGGGGCAUUGACAGGGCAAGGGGCAAGGCAGGCGGGUGGCAGUGGGAGGGAAGCAGGCAGGGAGUCAGGGAGGGACGGGACAGGGAGCGAACAUGCAGGAAGAGACGAGGCAUUGGCUGGAGCCAGAGGGUGUGGCGAGCGGGUAGGGAGGAAUGAGCGAGGGGAAGAGCCAACAAUGAAGAGCGACUGCGACGUGGGCUGUGGCAGGGGCAGCAAGCGUGGCGUGAGUGGCGUGCUGAAUGACCCACACGCUGGAGGGGGGUGUAAGAAGAGACAGGAGGGCGGUGGACGGGGUGGUGGGAAGGAGAUGGCGGAGGGGGGAGGGAGGAGCAGGUCUGGGUACAGUCGAGUGAAGGAGAUGGUGGAGGUGGAGUUCCAGGGCAUGAAGAUGACCCUCGCCUCACAUGCGCCCUUUGCCAUCCUCUCAGCCUUUGAAACGCCUUUUCGUGAGGGCGUGGCAUCAUCGCUGCUGGAGGCGCUGUUUGCGCGGCGUGAUGCUGACGUGAUGGCCAUGUUCACUGCACCUGCUGCAGUCAAGAAGAUGCAAGCAGAGCGAGACGCAGCGCGGCAGAGGAUGGAGUCUCUCACCAAGUGCCUAGAGGACUUCCGGUCGACGAGUGGCUCGCUUUUGCACCAACUAUGUGUGACGGACGUGUCGCCUCUCGCACUGCUCCGCCUGCUGUGGCAUCCGUCGUACAGGAGUGGUGGCGAGAUUGCUUUCGCCAAGUCCUUGGCCCACCGACAAAUCGUGCUCCUCCUCCUCAUCGCGGCGGCUUCGCCCUUUCCCCCUUCGCCCGCCCUCGCGCGCGUUCUCAACCGUCAUCGCCUGCACCCGCUCUCCGCCGCAGACUCCGCCGCUCUUUACGGAGCUGGCUACACGGAGCUCGGGGAUCCGGAUGUCGGCAAGGGAGGCGACGCGGCGGAGCUGGACUGGCGCGUGUAUACGGCGGAAGGGACGGGCGGGGAGCCUCCCCCGCCGUCGCUGUCGCCGGCGAGCGAGAUGUUCGACAUCUGCAGCUUCGCAGGAGCCAUCAACUUCACAGUGACGCCCACGUUCAUCGGCACCACGUGGAAGGGGUGGGGCACGUCCCUCGCGUGGCAGGGCAACUACAUAGGCGGGUUGGCGCGCGCGAACAUGGACGUGCUACUGGACGCCGUAUUCCACAAGUCCAAGGGCCUGGGGCUCAACAUAGUGCGCUACAACAUCGGCGGGGGGAACAGCCCUCAGCGCAGCCCGCAGUUCGCGCGCGACCAGCAGACGCGCCUCAAGGCCAUGCCGGGGUACUGGCCCGCCGAGACCGCCGCUUUUGACUGGACGGCGGACCAGCGGCAGAGGAACGUGCUGUUUGGUGCGCGCGCCCGCGGGGCGGACGUGUUUGAGGCGUUCUCCAACAGCCCGCCCUGGUGGAUGACGGUGUCGGGGGACGUGGCAGGGGCCAAGGGACGGAAUCAGACGAACCUGCAGCGGAAAUACGAGGGGAAGUUCGCCAAUUACCUGGUUUCAGUGGUGGAGAAAUUCGCCAAGUACCCCGCAUGGAAUCUCACGUUUGACACGCUAGAGCCGUUCAACGAGCCGCUGGAAGGGUUCUGGACCGCGGGCAAUGGGCAGGAAGGGUGCAACGUGGACCCGGCAGCCAUGGGCAGAGUGCUGGCGCAGACCGUGAAGCUGCUCAAGGCGAGGCGGCUGCGCACGCGCGUGGCGGCGUUUGACAGCUGGGUGGAGAGCACAGGCAAGGCACUGGCGUCGGUGCGUGGCAUGCAGGGGGCGGCGCGCAUCAACGUGCACUCGUACAUGGACCCUGCACCGCCCGCCAAGGACCCCGUGCGGCACACGGGGCAGGCGUACCUGGCAGUGCGCAACAUGGCAAAGCGGCUGGGCAAGGAGGUGUGGGUGACGGAGGCGGGGCACAUGGGGCGGGGUGGACACCCGUACGACCUGUCGCUGUACGUGGUGCGGACAGUAAUGGAAGCCGUCAACUUGCUGCACGCCUCCGCAUUCGUCUACUGGAUGGCUUAUGACCCGGAUAUAGGCUGGGCGAUCGUGCGUUUCCCUUGGACGUUCCCCACUGGGUACUCAGGCCCCAUCCCUAAGCCUGUGCUAUCCAAGCGCUACUACAUGUUCAAGAUGCUCACGAGCCUUGUACGGCCUGGCAGCCAGCCCCUGAUGAUGCCGUCCAAGUGCUGGCACGGCAUAGCGGGGUUCUACCACGCCGGUGACCUCACUGUGAGUGUCUUUGUGGUGAACCAGAAGCCCACUGCUGCUCAGUUGUCCGUGAACCUCGCUGGGUUCCGAAUAAACGUGAAGGGCAGGACGAGGGCUGUGGUGCGGCGAACCUCAUGGACCCAGGACAUGGCUGAAGUGGUUCUUUCUCAAGGGAAGGUAGUGGCCAGUGUGACAAUACAGGGCCGAAGCUUUGUUUCAAUUCACUUCACUAGUGUGCAGAGAGGUUUCCCAUGA
Messenger RNA from Closterium sp. NIES-65, 5286 nucleotides. NCBI's taxonomy places the organism in Eukaryota, Viridiplantae, Streptophyta, Zygnematophyceae, Desmidiales, Closteriaceae. The record is from the annotation of a GenBank genome assembly.